AGAAUGGUCCUUUAUAGGGAGCAGAACUCUUCUACAAAAUCCUGGCCUUGCCAAUGCCUCCCACAUUAGAGAAUAACCGUAGGAUUGGAUUGUGCUUUAACAGUCAGCCCAAUGGCAACCUCAAACUCCAGCACCAUUGUAUCCUCUACAUUCUACCUCACAGGCAUCCCCGGCUAUGAGGAGUUUCAUCACUGGAUUUCCAUCCCAUUUUGCUUCCUUUACUUUGUUGGAAUAACAGGCAACUGUAUGAUCCUGCACAUUGUGCGGACAGACCCCAGACUCCAUGAGCCCAUGUAUUACUUCCUGGCUAUGCUUUCACUCACUGACAUGGCCAUGUCCCUGCCCACCAUGAUUUCACUCUUUAGGGUGUUGUGGUCUAUUUCACAAGAGAUCCAGUUCAAUCUUUGUGUGGUCCAAAUGUUUCUGAUUCAUACUUUUUCCUUCACUGAAUCAUCUGUGCUCUUGGCCAUGGCCCUUGACCGUUACGUGGCUAUCUGCCACCCCCUGCGAUAUGCUACCAUUCUCACACCAAAACUUAUUGCCAAGAUUGGAACUGCUGCUCUGCUCAGAAGUUCUAUUUUGAUAAUUCCACUUAUGGCCCGUUUAGCCUUCUUUCCCUUUUGUGGCUCCCAUGUUCUUUCUCAUUCCUAUUGUUUGCACCAGGACAUGAUUCGCCUGGCUUGUGCUGACAUCAGAUUCAAUGUCAUAUAUGGACUAGUCCUCAUUACUUUGCUGUGGGGCAUGGACUCCCUGGGCAUUUUUGUAUCUUAUGUUUUAAUCCUUCACUCAGUGUUAAAAAUCGCAUCUCGUGAGGGUAGGCUUAAGGCACUCAACACAUGUGCAUCCCACAUCUGUGCUGUGCUCAUUCUAUAUGUGCCUAUGAUAGGGUUGUCUAUUGUCCAUCGUUUUGCCAAACAUUCCUCUCCCCUCAUUCACAUCUUCAUGGCUCAUAUUUACUUAUUGGUUCCACCAGUGCUUAACCCAAUCAUCUAUAGUGUGAAGACCAAACAAAUCCGUGAAGGCAUCCUCCAUUUGAUUUGUUCUCCAAAAAUCAGUUCUAUUAAAAUGUAGGUAUGUCAUCAAGAUAAGACAGGCAUCAGCAUUUACAGUGUGAAUCAUGAAAAAUUGUUUGUUCCAGCUAUAUUGCAUAUAGAGAUGGCAACAAAAGUAGAAACACGUAAACAAAGCAUCACAGGAAGGAUCUGGAGGAACAUGCUCUGUCCACUCUGUUUGGAAAGCCUGUCUCCACACAUACUUCAUAAAUCUUCUUCUGUUAUGGAUAUGUUGCAGAGCAGUAUAUUGGUAAUCACUGCCAAUUAUUCUUUCCCACUUCCAUCCUCAAACUUUAUUCCAAAUGAUUUAUCUAUGAACAUAGUGACCUGGCAUUUCUUUGCCUCUUGAUACAUCAUUCUUCUGUAAUUAUUAUGUGUAUAUAAAUGUGCUGAAACUUAGUGAAUUAUUAUGUAGAAAGGAGCAUUACUGUAGCUAAGAGUAGACAUUAAUCAAUACUCAAGGAAUUAAAAUAUUUAUGUAUAUGUCUCUU
Molecule: messenger RNA, 1543 nt
Organism: Mastomys coucha (southern multimammate mouse)
Lineage: Eukaryota; Metazoa; Chordata; Mammalia; Rodentia; Muridae
Product: olfactory receptor 51G2-like
Exons: 2
Coding region: 112-1071 (319 amino acids)
Biological process (GO): G protein-coupled receptor signaling pathway
Cellular component (GO): membrane
Molecular function (GO): olfactory receptor activity; G protein-coupled receptor activity
Source: RefSeq, a predicted model, not a curated record